AUGUUCUUGCUGGUAGUGAUGUUAAUUGGCGUUGUUGCCGGUGGAAUAUUACCAAUCAGUGAGCUAUAUGGUACUCAAUAUGACAAGCGAACAGAAUUCGAUGAUCCCAGAAUGUUUUCAUCAGCAUUUGGAAAGCGAAGCUCAAGCAUGCCACAAGAACGUCUGGAGAGAUCCAUUAUAAUUGAAGACCCCAGAAUGCUAACAAACGCUUUUGGAAAACGUGAAGCUCUUGUUGAUCCAAGAUUCUUCUCGUCGUCAUUCGGAAAGCGAUCCGGCUUCGACGAUCCAAGAUUUUUCUCUAGUUCAUUUGGUAAACGCUCGGACUUCCAAUUCGAUGAUCCACGUUUUGCAAGCUUGGCCUUCGGUAGGAGACGAUGA
Molecule: messenger RNA, 378 nt
Organism: Auanema sp. JU1783
Lineage: Eukaryota; Metazoa; Nematoda; Chromadorea; Rhabditida; Rhabditidae
Source: the annotation of a GenBank genome assembly